CCACCGGGGGAGCUGUGUGCCGCGGCACGCCUGCAGGGGACCUGCCACCAGUAUGCCCAGUUCCUCCAGUACCCACCCCCAGUGUGCCCCCUUUAUCCCCAGUCUGUCGCAGUACAACAGCCCGCUAUCCCCCAGUCUCUUCCAGGCGUGCUCAGCUGGCUCCAGUGUACCCCCAUUGUCCCCAGUCUCUCCCAGUGCAUUCCAGUCCUCCCCCACUAUUCCCCAUGGUGUUCCCAAAUCCCUCCCAGUUCGUCCCAGUCGCCCCUGUCCCUCCUACUGCAUUCCAGUGUCACUCAGUAUCCCCCCAGUGCCCGUUAAGCCUUGCAGUGUCCCCUAGUAUGUCCCAGCAUCCCCCAGUGCCUCGGAAUGCAUCCCAGUCCCUCCCAGUGUCCCUCCCCAGUGCCCUCCAACAUUCCCAGUGUCUCCCAGUAUGUUCCAGCAACCCCCAGUGCCUCCCAAUGUAUCCUAGUCACACUCAGUGCCCCCCCAGUGUCCCUCAGUAGAUCCCAGCCCCCCGCAGUGUUCCUCCCCAGUCAAUCCCAGUCCAUUCCAGUCCCCCCCGUUGCAGUCUGGGCAGAGACGGAACUGCCUGGGGCCCUGGGAGGUGCCACCUGGGGGUGUCCCAUGUCAUCCCCCAACCCCCCCCCAGCCUGUCCCCUCCCUGGGGAUAAAGUGGCUUCAGUCACAGCACUGGGACAGACUGGGACCAUGGGAGUGCAGCCUGGACACAUGAAGGUCGGCCCCAUCCUCCUCCUCCUCCUCCUCCUCAGCCACACAGAGGUGUGGGGACCCCUGAGGACAUCGGGGACCCCUGUGAGACCUCUGGGUGGGGUCCUGUACCCAUUCGGACCUGGAGUGGGGGAUGAGGCCACCCAGCAUGAGGAUGACGGGACGAGCCCUGAGAUCUUCCUGCAGGAAAACUUCUCCUUCUUUGGGCAUGCCCACCGCUCACUCUAUGUGAACAACAAUGGCGUGGUGUCCUUCGGGACGAUGGUUCCGGAGUUCACCCCGCAGCCCUUCCCACUGCCAGACCACCACCCCUUUGUGGCACCCUACUGGGCUGAUGUGGACACCCGUCUGGGAGGGGACGUCUUCUACCGGCAGAGCCGCGACCCCCAGCUGCUGGCACGCCUGGCCCAGGACCUGGCACCUGCUGUGACACCUGGGGACCUGGCCCCACAGCCCACCUGGGCAUUUGUGGCCACCUGGGAUCGUGUGGCCUAUUUCGGGGCUGCCUCAAAAAAGGUGAACACCUUCCAGGCUGUGCUAGCCUCUGACGGUGUCACCUGCUUUGUCCUGCUCAACUACGGGGACUUGCAGUGGACAACUGGCAUUGCCAACCAGGGGGAUCCCCACACUGGCCUGGGAGGCAUCCCUGCACAGGCUGGGUUCCACAGUGGGGACGAUGUCCACUACUACAAUAUACCAGGGUCACGCACGCCUGCAGUGCAGAGCCUCAGCCACCGCAGCAACAUAGGGGUCCCGGGGCGCUGGGCUUUCCGUGUUGACCACUUCGAGGCCACUGAGGGACCCCCUGGGACCCCUGGCACCCUGUCAAAGACUCCUGAGGCCCCCUGGAGUCCCGUGGCCUCCCAAAAGACCCCCUCAGUAUCCCCCAACCCCCCCAGGACCACAGAGGAGCAGGUGUAUAUCUGCAGGUCCUGAGCAGGUGACACCUGCGACAUUUGGGGUAGGGGGAUUUUCGAGCAGCUCUUGUCCCACCCCCAGGAUGUGGCACCAUGGAGGCUGCAUUAUGAUGAAAACAGCAAUAAACACCCUCUGAGC
Molecule: messenger RNA, 1785 nt
Organism: Oenanthe melanoleuca
Lineage: Eukaryota; Metazoa; Chordata; Aves; Passeriformes; Muscicapidae
Product: sushi, nidogen and EGF-like domain-containing protein 1
Exons: 6
Coding region: 367-1665 (432 amino acids)
Biological process (GO): cell-matrix adhesion
Source: RefSeq, a predicted model, not a curated record